CUGUGAGUGGACUCUCCGGGUGUGUCCGGGCUGGAACUCUAUGGUCGCCCGCCCUCCGCACUUCCUCUCUAGCCGCGGUCGCGCACUCUAUGCUCCUCCGUCCCGCGGCCAGCCGGGAGGGGUGCGCAGAGGGAGGCGGGGCGGGAAGGCUCGAGGUGUCUGAUCCUCCAGUGCCGCGGGAGACCCGAGCCGGCUGGGUGACAGCUCGUCAGCCGCCAUGUCAGCGAGCGGGGCUGGAAACAGAUCCGGCGCCCGGCGGUAGCCCUUGCGUUGCCUCGGAUGCCCAGGCAUGGAAGGACUUUGAUGAGCCGUUAAACAGUCCCACAAAAGAUGCGCUAAUGGAUGACAGCGACUCUCCUACAUACAGUCUGCAGAUAGAGCCACAAGAUGGAUGUCAUCCGGAGGACAGCGUGGAAAGGAGAGUGACACGCUUGCCUUCUGUCUCAGAUGAAAAUGAGAAUCAGCUUGCCGGAGACGGGCCUGCAUGUCUGACCACCAGCGGCGGCGCCAUGGGACGAGCCACGGUGUCUGAACAGGACAGUCUCAACAAUAACGAAAGCUUCCCAUCUAGCUGUGAGGCAGCCCCCACGGAGAACUCAGAAAACACUUCAAGCGAAGGUCCCAAAGAUGACCCGCCUUCCUUGGAACAGGACAAAAAGCUACCUGCAAAGAGAAGUCCCAGGGCCAAGAAAGGCACCCCCAAGAACGCACCUCCAGGGGAUGCUGUACCUGUAACGCAGACGCUGACCGCAGCGUCGCAGCCUGCAGGCGAGGAGGAGGCUGCUGGAGUGAACGCGAAUGACCCACCCAAAGCGCCAGUCCUGCAGCCACUCUUCUCGCUGAUCCGAGGUGAGGUGGAGCAGAUGGACUCCAGGGCACUUCCCCUCUUCCUCCACCAGGUAGCUGAGACCUAUUUCCAGGAAGAGGACUAUGAGAAAGCAAUGAAAUUCAUCCAGCUUGAACGACUGUAUCAUGAGCAAUUGCUUGCAAAUCUUUCUGCCAUUCAGGAACAGUGGGAAACAAAAUGGAAAGCUGUCCGGCCAAGUACGGUGACACCUCUAAGGAAUUCAGAAAAGGGAUUUAAUGGUGAAGAUUUUGAACAGCUUGCUAAAAUUUGCACAACUCACCAAGACCCUCUCUUGUCCAAGCUUAAGAUAACACCUGUGGAACAGUCACCAGGGAGGAAAAGGACGACAAUGUGUGAAGAGCCAGGGGAGAGAAGAGUGACAGCCAAAGAGCCAGAGAUUGAAACCUGUCCCGGCACAGAUCCAAGUGGAGGCCGGCAUGAGGAGGAGCCCCAGGAGAGCAGCCACUGCUGUCAACAGAUGGACUGGCAGGCAGCUUCCCCCGACCUUCCAGGAACUGCAGGGAAGGACCGCACGGAAGAGCUGCCCUGCAGCACCAGUGCCACACUGGAGCCCCACACCCAGUCCCCAGAGACAGCUGGGAGCAGGUCAGGGCCAGCUGCUGCGGAGAAUGCCUGUGAGGACAGCAGCUGCAUGCCGGCGCCUCCCACAGAGGACCAUCCCAUGGCCAGAGACCCUAAGGUGGCUCCUCCCAGUGAGUCAGUGGUGGAGCCACAGCUCUGCCCGAGCGGUGACGUUGCACCGCCUGGGUUGAUUUCAGAGGGUAAAUAUUCACAGGCACACCGAAAAGAACUCUGCCUUCCACUGCAGGACGUGUUUGAAGCGCUGCCCAGGGACCAGCCUCACAACAGUGAGGUAGCUGAGCCGCGGCAGCCUGAUGUCACGGCCAGUGAUGGGAAAUCAGCACAGAGUCAGGCUGGCUUGGAGACUGGUCCUGAGAGUGCACUCUGCGCCGAAAGGGAAGCCUCUGACGUAAGCACGCUGCGUCCAGGAGUGUGUAUGGCCCCAGAAGAAAGGCGAGAUAGCGAAGACCAAGUGAGUAAGGAAACGGAAGACUAUCUGAAGAGCCUUUUGGAGGGAUGCUUGAAGGAUGCCGAAGAUUCCCUGUCCUAUGAGGACAUCCAGGACGACGACGACUCUGACCUCCUCCAAGACCUCUCUCCUGAAGAAGCAUCCUACAGUCUCCAGGAGGAUCUGCCUCCUGAGGAGAGCACGCUCUCCCUCGAUGAUCUGGCCAAGAAGAUAGAGAUCGCAGAGGCCAUUCCUGCAGAAGGCCUGGUGUCCAUACUGAAGAAGAGGAAUGACACCGUAGGCGGACAUCCUGCCCAAAUGCAGCAAAAGCCAGCUAAACGCAGAGUGCGAUUCCAGGAAAUAGACGACAACCUGGAUCAAGAUGAGGUUGGUGGUGGUUCCUGCAUCCUGCUCAUCUUGCUGUGCAUAGCCACUGUCUUCCUCAGUGUCGGAGGAACUGCGCUCUACUGCACCCUGGGUGACAUGGAGUCACCUGUUUGCACGGACUUUGCCGACAACGUGGACUUCUAUUAUACCAAGCUGCUACAGGGGGUGGCAGGGCUGAAACACUGGGUCUACCUCUCCUAGCAGCAGGCGUGACAGGCUUGCUAACAACGAAGAUGCAAACUUCCCCGCCAGCGUUUGUCUCAGAAGUCAUGAAACAUUCCCCUUCCCUGGCAUCAAGGACCCAAGGAUGGACAUUAGACACAGCAACAUUAAAUAGCAGCCCAGAGAACAUGGGUAGAAACAGCCGAAGGCAGUGCUGACGUAGGCACUCAAGACAGAGGGUGAGAGCUGUGGCAAGCAGGCCCCUCUCCUUGUUGUUUCCUGGUGUCACUCGGGGCUGACACCGAGGGCUAAAGGGCACUCCUGGUUUACAGUCAUGCUGUGCUCCUCAGCCAUUGCUUCCUGCCAUCAUGCAAUAAGUUUCUUUGUCAUCAGAGAGAGUUAUCUUAUGGCUUCGGUGCCAUUUUUUAGUUAAUCUCGGGAGCCUUAGGCAUUACUCUAGAUUCUGGUCUCCAUUUGCGAAAUGGUCGUAUAGGUGUUUGGGGGUCUGAAGCAGUGAUCACAAGUGGAUUGCCAGCAUAGAAUUCCAAGAUUACCUUUAUUCUUUUCACUUGACAACAAUGUGCAGGCACAAAUCUUCGGAGAAGGCUUACCUGUGAACUAGAUAAACUGUAAAGGUAUUGCCCCCGAAGUGUGGAACUGACAGACCUGUGGCGAUGAACACACAUCGCCUGAAGGCACAGUGACAGAACUCCUCGGUCCCAGGUGAGAUUUCACCCCGGCUUCUAUGCUGCCUCAAGAGAUGAGUGCUGGGCUCCACAGCUCAAGAGAAACUAAGCAUCCUAUAAGAACCUCAGGGUAGGAACCCAAGUGAGGCGUAGUUCCUACCGUUGCAGGUGUUAGGGAAGGUGAGCCCAUACUCUGACGAAUGAGACAGACCAGCACAGUAUGAGGAAUCUCGGGCCAUACACGCAGGUGUAUGGAAUGCGUCUCUAUCGUGGGCUCAUUUUAGAAUGCUUCCUGGGGUCACGAUGCAGAAAUCCAGUCGUCCCUUAAAGAGACAAAUGUCUAGUUUUGUUUCAUUCUGUCGUUAGGUGGCCAUUCCUUAUUUGCGGUACAGUGAUCUAACGUUUAGGAAGCCUCGCUUUGACUUUUUAUAUUCUAGGCAACAUCUUUUUUUAAAAAUCAUGAAUUAUAGUUUUUUAGCAAGUGAUCAUUGCAUUCUGUUUUCCUGUUAGGACCGUUUGGAAGGAAAGGAGAGAGAUUGCUUUGUUGAUGUUACUGGCUGGCACAGUACCUUCCUUUGCAUUUCUGCUUAUUUAUUUGGAGUGUGAAUUUAAGGGGCUUUGUUUAAUGAAUUGAGCAUGCAUUCCUUCAGCACAUAGCUGCCUAUUUAAUUAGAUACUUAGUGUUUUGAUUUUAUACCAUGUAUUUUUAGGCUUAUUUUGAAAUUGACUUUUUAUUUUUCACUUAUAAAUACUGUGUGGCUUAUCUCUUAUGUCACCAUAAACUGUAAUAUUUUCGAUGGUUAUAGAUCAGAGUUAUUUAUUUAGAAGUAUACAGAAUACUGAAAUUUAGAUUCCUUAUGCCUAAGGCUGAUUUUAUUAGAAGAUUAUUUUAAUGUCCUAUUAUAAAUUUUAAGACUUUGUAUUCAUAUCAUAUGUAAAAUAGGGCCCACCAUCCUGGUACUAUGGUUCUAUAGAAGCCACUAGCAAGGCUCUCUGUGCAGGCUCCUCUCAAUACACAAACAUAUUUCACCCUAUUUUCUAGUUGCAGAAACCGUAUUUCUAGCUGCAGGGAUUUGGUGAUUUUUGUUUCUGCCGAUUUUAUGUCAGGAAAAGUUCAAAUCUCCCUCCUGUUUACCUCUUCCUGGUCACUCAGAGUCCCGUGUGAUCUCUGAUGUUGUAAUUGCUCACCUUGGCCACAUUUCCAAAAUCCUGGGUUUCCUGGGAGAAUCCAGUAAAAGAAAGGGCUGAAAUGACACCUUGCUAGCCAGUGACCCAGUUGUGUAUCCGAGGAGCCAGUGGUCGCCACUCGGGGAACCGGUGUGAUCUGGAGCAGACUGACCUUGUAACCCAAAGUGGGCAUGAACUCUCACCUAGAAAAACUAGGGUACCUUUGAAAACUGUAACGGUCAUUUAUUGCAUGAAGUGGAGCAUCCCCCUGCAGGUGGGAGGGUACUGUCCCGAGAAUAAGCAUUGGACAACUGUGCUGAAAUGUCACUCCUCCUCUCAUUUGAAAGUACUGACAACUAUUUAUAAUUAGAGUUCCGAAGAACCGUAUUUGAGGGUGUCAAAUCAAGCUUGUAAUUUAAAAUCUAUACCAACAAAA
Messenger RNA from Mastomys coucha (southern multimammate mouse), 4715 nucleotides. It is a transcript of the gene Cnst, whose product is annotated as consortin, connexin sorting protein. Gene Ontology annotation, cellular component: trans-Golgi network; transport vesicle; plasma membrane. The transcript is spliced from 11 exons. Bases 90 to 2465 code for a protein of 791 amino acids. Lineage: Eukaryota; Metazoa; Chordata; Mammalia; Rodentia; Muridae. Gene Ontology annotation, biological process: positive regulation of Golgi to plasma membrane protein transport. Gene Ontology annotation, molecular function: connexin binding. The record is from RefSeq and is a predicted model, not a curated record.